AUGGGGGUGCGGAGCCUGGGGGUGCUGAGCCUGGGGGUGCGGAGCCUGGAGGUGCUGAGCCUGAGCGUGAGGAGCCUAGGGUUGCUGAGCCUGAGGGUGCAGAGCCUGGGGGUGCUGAGCCUGGGCGUGAGGAGUCUGGGGGUGCUGCACAUGGGGGCACUGAGGCGUCUGGUGAGCAGUCUCCCUGGAGCAGCCGUCUCCAUAGUCGCUCCACUGGUGCCUCGCCGCAGCACUCUCGUCGGCGUCUCCCUCUCUCCCCACAGCAGCUGCGUGAGUGGUACGUUAGCCGUCAGGGUCGCGCUGCUGGAGCUGGGGGCCCUGCUGCGGGAGGCGCUGGGGUUGGAGGCACUGGAGUUGACGUUGUCCCUCUCUCCUCACAGCAGCUGCGUGAGUGGUACGUUAGCCGUCAGGGUCGCGCUGCUGGAGCUGGUGACUCUGCUACUGGAGGCGCUUCUGCUGGAGUUACUGGAGCCACUGGCCCCGGAGGUGCUCGUACUGGAGGUACUGAAGCUGCAGGGGCUGGAGGUACUACUGGUUUUGGGGGUGCUGCCGCUAGAGACGAUGAGGCUGGAGACUCUGGGGCUGGAGGUGCCGGUUCUAGGGGUGCUGCUGGUGGUGGUGCUGGUCCUGGAGGUGCUUGCGCUGGAGGAUCUGGAGCUGCUGGAGGUGCUAGUGCUGGAGGUGCUGGCGCUGGAGGUUCUGGAGCUGCUGGCGGUGCUCGCGCUGGGGGCGCUGGAGCUACUGGUGCUGCUAGCGCUGGAGAUUCUGGAGCUGCUGGCGGUGCUGGUGCUGGAGGUGCUGGCGCUGGAGGUUCUGGAGCUGCUGGCGGUGCUCGCGCUGGGGGCGCUGGAGCUACUGGUGAUGCUGGUGCUGGAGGUUCUGGAGCUGCAGGCGGUGCUAGCGCUGGAGGUGCUGGCGCAGGAGGUUCUAGAGCUGCUGGAGGUGCUAGCGCUGGAGGUUCUGGAGGUGCUAACGGUGCUGGCGCUGGCGGUGCUGGUGCUGGAGGUGCUGGCGCUAAAGGUUCUGGAGCUGCUGGAGGUGCUGGCAAUAGAGGUUCUGGAGCUGCUGGCGGUGCUCGCGCUGGAGGCGCUGGAGCUACUGGUGUUGGUGGCAGUGCACAGCCGAGGUCUUGCUGAGCAUCGUGAGCCUGCGUCUCGUCCUGUCUCGCCUGUUUGCACUGUCCGCACUGGUCGUCGUGUUCCUCGUGAGUGUCCGCCGGCUGUCCCCGGCACACACCUCAUGGCCCUGCGUCCUUCCUCUGCUCCGCAGCGUGUUCCAUUGCCGUCCCUUCCUGCGUCUUCUCUGCCUGACGUUCCACACCCUGAGUCUGACAGCGCUCGUGCUGCUCACCCUACUGUCACGCGGCUGCUAGCCACUGUUGUCACUGACCCUUCGUUUGAGUCCACAGCUGCCUCUGCCUUAGUCGCUGAGCUUGUUGACUUUGCUGCUGCAUGUCGUCUAGACUACGCCGCUAGUCUUGUUGCUGAGACUGAGUCUGUCUGUCCUCCGUCUGUCGGGGGUGAGUGUGCUCUUGGCACGGACGUCCUUGAGGGCAGGCAGGAUGAGUUCCAGUGUUUUGCUGUUGCUUUACCUCAUCUCAUGUCCAUGCUGCUUGCCCGUGAGAUAGACCCGGAUGCACCAGACAUCCCGACCCCGUGCUCUUACGCAGAGGCGAUAGAGGGUCCCUACUCCUCUCACUGGCAGACAUCUAUGGACGCAGAGAUGGCUUCCUGGAAGUCCACAAGCCCUUACAUUAAUGAGGUUCCCCUACCUGGGGCGAACAUUGUCGAUGGCAUGUGGAUUUUCAGGGUGAAGCGGCCGCCGGGUUCUCCGCCUGUCUUCAAGGCGCGUUACGUUGCUCGAGGCUUCAGUCAGCGGCAGGGAGUUGACUACUUUCAUACCUUCUCUCCCACCCCGAAGAUGACCACUCUUCGGGUGCUGCUGCACAUAGCCGCUCAGCGCGACUACGAGCUUCACUCUCUUGACUUCAGCACAGCCUUCGUACAAGGCAGCCUGCACGAGGAGAUCUGGCUGUGCCGCCCACCUGGCUUCACUGGGUCGUUUCCUCCUGGUACCCAGUGGAGCCUCCGGCGGCCAGUCUACUGUCUCCGCCAAGCGCCCCGUGAGUGGCACGACACACUGAGGACUACGCUUGCGGCUCUUGGGUUUGCUCCUUCCACUGCUGACCCGUCGCUGUUUCUACGCACCGACAUUACUCUGCCGCCGUUCUACAUCCUCGUGUACGUCGACGACUUGGUCUUUGCUACUGCAGAAGAGACACAUGUGCACAGACUUGGGUGA
This is a messenger RNA of Closterium sp. NIES-65, 2301 nucleotides long. The record is from the annotation of a GenBank genome assembly. NCBI's taxonomy places the organism in Eukaryota, Viridiplantae, Streptophyta, Zygnematophyceae, Desmidiales, Closteriaceae.